Molecule: messenger RNA, 3334 nt
Organism: Synchiropus splendidus (mandarinfish)
Lineage: Eukaryota; Metazoa; Chordata; Actinopteri; Syngnathiformes; Callionymidae
Product: sentrin-specific protease 7-like
Exons: 21
Coding region: 998-3238 (746 amino acids)
Biological process (GO): protein desumoylation
Cellular component (GO): nucleus; cytoplasm
Molecular function (GO): SUMO-specific endopeptidase activity
Source: RefSeq, a predicted model, not a curated record
CAUUUUUAUUUUUCAUCUAUCGCCAUUUCACUUAAAUUAUAACGAAUGCAUUUAAGCCGGGUACGCGAAGUAUGAAAUGACGUCAGCGGAAGUCAACAUUGUCGCCGGCUGCUGACCCGAACGAUGUUUGUGAUCGUGCCUUCUUUGGGUCGAAUUUGAGCAAUCCGAACUGGUCUUUUUUGACUUUACAUGGGAAAAACAAGGACCGGGGAAUUAGACAACUACUUUAUCAAGGCUACUAGAUGCUGCAUUAGCUGCGGCUUGCAGUUAGCUGUCUGGUUAGCCGCCCGCCGCUUCGUUCUGCGGCCAGUAGGUUUGUGUCUGUUUGUUGGACCUUUGUUCUCGUCUAAUGUGUUGAAUUAACAGCUGACACUUGACUCCUGCGUAACAUGUUGCAUCCAGAAGUGCGCGGCGUGACGAUAGAUGUGUGCUCUAACUGCUACUUCCGACCGAACACCUUUAGGAAGUUGACUGUUCAUGUUGACUCCAUGUUGCAAUUGACCUUAAUAUAACCAAUGAAUAAGGUUUGCGUUGUCCUCAUUAUGAAGUAACAUGUUUUCAAUGGUCUCUUUAAACUGCGUAGAUCUCCGUGACACUUCUGUAUCGUGUAGUUAAGCCAUUCUACUUCAUGCACAACAUCAUUGCAGUCUACCACAUAUUUAGCUCUAGAUCAUUCCCUCUUCCAAGUGGUACUAUGAAGAGUCUUCACUGUUUCAUUCAACAUUUCUUGCCUGUGACUCUACAUUGUAAUCGAAUAUGUCCGCAUUUAAUUUACAUGAAUUAAGAUUGAGUGAUUUUUUUUUAUGGCGUCUCUGGACUCAACGUUUGGGAUCAUUUAUCUGUUGGUGUCAGGUUUUUUCCUUGUCAGCCUUGUGCUUUCUUUGCAACGUGAAAUAUCAAAACAUAUCAAUGUCAACCAACCUUGUACCAGUCAGUGUCUUCUGUUGUUGAUGUCUCAUGGCCUCUACAUACCUCUCCAACAAAUCUCUCUGUUAGAAUGACGUCGCACUUCAAGAUACCCAAGAAAAAACAAAGUUCCGACUGCGAAUCCCCCCGAAUGCACAUUCAAUCUCCGCUAUCCCGACUGCAGAUCCCUGCUCCCGAAUAUGAGCGCUACGGAGGCCAAUCAUCUUGUAUAAGCUCUGAUAGGGUAAAUGCUAAAGAGAGCAGGGUUCCAGCAUUUCGUGAUGUUGUUAAGACACUGCUGGGUCUCAACACGAGUGGCAAACCUAGGGAAGUGGAAAACAGGACUAUCCACUCGCAGCCAGCCUUGGGAUGGCGGCCUAAGAGAGCUUCAGACAGGUUCCUUCCCGAUGAGUCUCUGCCUCCUCAGAAAAAGUUGAAUGCAGCAGCCCACCCUGCACAGGGCUCCAUUGCUGAGCGGCAGCUCCGCCUAUCCAGAGAAGAGCAAGAUGGAAGUUCAUCUUCUGCCGAGGAAGAAUCUCUGGGAAGAAUACGGACAAAGGACGUGCAGCAGUGCAACUCAUCUACCUCGGAUGAGGACCUUGUGGUGCCAGGCACAUCAGCUCCUGACCUGCCCUCCCGAAAAGUCCACACUCCUUCUCGGUCUUCAACAGCCUCCAUGAGGCGGGGUCUAAACCAAACCUCAUGGUUGCGCGGCAUAACGGAGCGUGAAAAAUGGAGGGCCAUCAGGAACAAGACCAUCAGCCGGCCUCCGGUGCUUGUCCCCCAAGCACACAAACAUGGCCAAUCUGAACCCAUUGUGCUAUCGAGUGAUGAGGAAGAGGAUGAACCACACCUACAGAAAUCUGCUGCCAUAAACGUCCAGGCCAUGGACCCAUCCUCCUUUCUCAAACUGGAGUUUUGUUCUCUCCAUGCUGGAAUGAUGACAGCCACCGCUGACGGGAGCAUGAUGAUCACAGAGUCUGGAAUUACGCUGCCACUCAAAGAAUCGGAGGAUUGUGAAAACAGAGAGUCGACUCAUGUCACAGUGGUGGCAUCUCAGCUGCGAGGCUAUGGUGUGUGGGAUGGGGGUGUGGCUAAAGGGGGGACUUUGCUGGCUGGAUGGGAAGGACCUGCCCCCUCACUGCUCUUCCUGUGGGUGACGGAGGCUCAGGCGUACAUGUUGCAUCGAGAGCUGACCCCUCUGCAGACCACAACCCCCUCAGAUGUGGCCUGCGGCUGUCUUAUCCUACUGAUGAAGGAGCAGUUACAGGAGGUGCAGGUGGCUCUGCUGGCCUCCAUCCUGGAGCUUGAGGAGUAUAAAAAGGGACGCUCCGCAAAUGAGGGCCAUCCUCCCUCUCCGCUGGAUUGGUCUGACGGUCUGCUGCUCCUGUACUCUUGCCCCGCCCCCGUGGACCAGCACCUUCUCAGCCUGCUGGGUCAUUCAGAUGAGCCGCACAUCAGAAUCAUAAAUUCCAGUCAGAAGUUUUCGUCCAGGUUGCUGCAGUACCCGCCUCCCCCAUCCAAGGGACGGAUCUCUGUUUCCCAGGACGACCUGUUUUGUCUACAGGACGGAGAGUUUCUCAAUGAUGUCAUCGUUGACUUCUACCUUAAAUACCUUUUUCUUGAGGGGGUGGGAAGAGCCGUGGCGGAGCGAAGUCAUAUAUUCUGCAGUUUCUUUUAUAAACAGUUGAGCCGCAAGCGAGCAGCAGGAGAAGACUGUGCCUCUAUCCCGGAUGCACAUACACGACACCAGAGAGUAAAGACCUGGACUCGCCAUGUUGACAUCUUCACCAAAGACUUUCUGUUUGUUCCUGUCAAUCAUGAGUCUCAUUGGUUCCUUGUGGUGGUGUGUUUCCCUGCUCUGGAGGACAGUGUCACGGUGCAGUUGGAGUGUGCUUCAGGUGAAUGGAAGCCAGCUCUCACUGGGCCUCCUCCUCCGGAUUGUUCGAGUCUUGGCUGCAGAAAAAGGGUUGUCGUCAGGAGGCCAUGUCUCCUCAUCAUGGACUCGCUGAAGACAUCAAUGCACAACAACAUCUGCAGACUUCUCAGAGAGUACCUCCAGGAGGAGUGGCUCGUGCGGCGGGGAAAUCGCCGGGUGUUUUCGAACAUGACCAGUAGCCACUGCAGAGUUCCUCAGCAGGACAACAGCAGCGACUGUGGAGUCUUCCUGUUGCACUACGUGGAAAUGUUUCUGAAGAACCCCAUCGUUCACUUCGAGCUGCCCCCUCACCUAGACCAUUGGUUUCCACGACAACAAGUGCGGGUGAAGCGUGAGCAGAUUCGUCAACUAAUAAUGAGGCUACACAAAACUCAGCAGGGACUGCAGGAAUGACUGUGCUGCGUCUGUCACACCAUAGUGAUACUUAUUGUAAACGCUUUUAGUGAAAUAAAAAAAACAUCUUUUUUACCUGUAAGGUUUGCAUUUUGU